ACCGAGGGCAUCGCAGGAAGGUUUAAGAAUGGGAAGUGAGGACGAAGUCUCGAUGGAGGCUGCCGCCGCUGCCCGUAGAGAGCGGAUCAGGGCCCUGAGAUCUGCCCAAGAACUUCUGGAGACACCCGAGGAUGACAAUGAAAGCCACACUCGCGAAGACCAAGAAGAAUCUGAUAAGAAUGUCCAAAUGAAAUUCCGAAAUUAUCUUCCUCAAGACAAGCAUCUCCAAGGAGGUAAACUUGCUCCUCCAGUAUUACCGAAGUUUGAAGACCCUUUAGCAAGCCUACCUGCAUCCGAAGAGAAAGAGGAGAAAAAUGAGGAUCCUUUCAUGAAUAUUGCUCCCAAAAAACCGAAUUGGGACUUAAGGAGAGAUGUACAAAAGAAGCUUGACAAGCUCGAGAAACGCACUCUCAAGGCUCUACAUCAACUAGGGGAGGAAGAAGAGAGGAACAGGAUAGCUGAAGAUGUCAAUAUUGGCGGGGACUAAACUUAAGCUGAUCUGUGAUGGAGACCCUAAUCCAUUUUUUAUUAAACCUUAUCUAAUGGACUUCUCAACUAGUUAUACUAUUGUUUCUGUUGUGAUUAUCAUUAUUCUAAUUGUUGUAAUUACAAUGUUAUUAUUAGGGGUGAACAAAAAAUUGAAAAAUCAAAACUGACCUACAGCCAAUUGAUGCCGAACCCAUAAAAAAGAAACGAAUGACCGAAGUUGACUUGGGUUGUGUGGUCGA
Molecule: messenger RNA, 728 nt
Organism: Cuscuta epithymum
Lineage: Eukaryota; Viridiplantae; Streptophyta; Magnoliopsida; Solanales; Convolvulaceae
Source: the annotation of a GenBank genome assembly